Molecule: messenger RNA, 909 nt
Organism: Panicum virgatum (switchgrass)
Lineage: Eukaryota; Viridiplantae; Streptophyta; Magnoliopsida; Poales; Poaceae
Exons: 2
Coding region: 1-909 (302 amino acids)
Molecular function (GO): RNA-DNA hybrid ribonuclease activity; nucleic acid binding
Source: RefSeq, a predicted model, not a curated record
AUGCGCUACGUGGUACGCCUCCACUUCCUGGCGUCCAACAACAUGGUGGAGUACGAGGCCCUCCUCAGUGGUCUCCGCAUCGCCAUUGAGCUCGGCAUCAAAUGCCUCGACGUGCGGGGAGACUCUCAACUCGUCAUCGACCAGGUGAUGAAAGAAUCCAGCUGCCACGACCCGAAGAUGGAGGCAUAUUGCAACACGGUACGCCGCCUCGAAGACAAGUUCGACGGCCUCGAGCUCAACCACGUCGCACUCAAGUACAAUGAGGAGGCGGACAAACUGGCCAAGAUUGCGUCUGGACGGACCACCGUCCCCUCGAAUGUCUUCGCACGUGACCUCGCAAAGCCAUAUGUCGAUUUCAAGGAUCCAGCGGAGGCUAGCAGAAUGAACGCCGAGCCCACGGCCGAGGACCCCUCGACGGGUGAGUCCGAGGCCAUGGAGACAGAGAUAGAGAUCUCCUCGGCGGACGAGGCCGAGACGAUGCAAAUCGACGAGGCUCCGCUUUCACGAGACUGGCGUGACCAGUAUCUCGGCUGGAUAAACCGAGGGGUGCUACCCUCGAAUCGUGCUCAGGCGCGGCGCAUCGCCAGGUGGGCCAAGUCUUUCAUCUUGAUCGACGAGGAGCUAUACAAACGCAGCCCCUCGGGCAUCCUGCAACACUGCAUCCCCAUUCCCGGGGGCAGGGAACUGCUCCGAGACAUCCACGCCGGAGUUUGCGGCCACCAUGCGGCGCCGCGCAUCCUCGUGGGCAAUGCGUUCAGGCAGGGCUUUUACUGGCCCACCGCAGUCGCCGAUGACACUGAAAUCAUGCGGACUUGCAAGGGUUGCCAGUUCUACGACCGAAAGAAGUUCUUGGAGUUCUGCGACGACAACCACAUAUGCGUGGAUUGGUCAGCUGUGGCGCAUCCAUAA